UUUUUUAAGGGGGGGGAGGGGAAAAGGGGGCUAAGAAAGGAGACCAUGUUAACUGGUAGAAGUAGAAUGGAGCUUCAGUUACCAGGGUCCUGAGAGCUGGAAGAAAAAGGAUUCUGUCUUCAAGUUGGGAGGCCAUCCUCUCACCUUUCUUAAAAAUUGCAAGCGAUUCAGUCCUGAUCAAGACAUCAAAACUACAGGAUUCUGGAACUGUGGAGACACUGAGAAACCAUGAGUGUAAGGUUACCCCAGAGUAUAGACAGAUCAGCCAGUAAAAAGCAGUCUCACCUGUCCAGCCCCAUUGCAGCCUGGUUAAGUAGCCUGUCUUUGGGAGAUUCAGCACCUGAACGCAAGUCCCCUUCCCACCACCGCCAACCCUCCGACACCUCUGAGACAACAGGUCUCGUUCAACGCUGUGUCAUCAUCCAAAAGGACCAGCAUGGCUUCGGCUUCACCGUCAGCGGGGAUCGCAUUGUUCUGGUGCAGUCUGUGCGGCCUGGAGGUGCAGCCAUGAAAGCCGGUGUGAAAGAGGGCGACCGGAUCAUCAAAGUGAACGGCACCAUGGUGACCAAUAGCUCACAUCUGGAAGUGGUGAAGCUUAUCAAAUCUGGUGCCUAUGUUGCACUGACCCUCCUGGGCUCUUCACCCUCGUCCAUUGGUGUUUCUGGGCCCCAGCAGGACCCAGUCCCAGCAGGAGCUCCCCGAGUCACCCCUGUGAUCCCACCACCACCACCCCCUCCACCUCUGCCACCUCCACAGCGCAUCACAGGACCCAAACCUCUGCAGGAUCCUGAAUUUCAAAAACAUGCCACCCAGAUCCUUAGGAAUAUGCUGAGGCAGGAGGAAAAAGAGUUACAGCGUAUCUGUGAGGUGUAUAGCCGGAACCCCGGCAGCCUGCUGGAAGAGCAGAUCGAAGGCGCCCGGCGGCGAGUCACUCAGUUACAGCUGAAGAUCCAGCAGGAGACUGGUGGCUUAGUGGACAUACUUCCGCUAUAUGGUGACACCAGCCAGAGAUCAUCAGAAGGCCGACUCUCUCUGGAUUCCCAGGAGGGGGACAGUGGCCUGGACUCUGGCACAGAGCGCUUUCCUUCCCUCGGCGAGUCAUUGGUGAAUCGGAACUCAGUACUGUCAGACCCUGGGCCGGACAGUCCUCGAACCUCCCCUGUGAUCAUGGCCCGGGUGGCCCAGCACCACAGGCGGCAGGGCUCGGAUGCAUUGGUUCCCCCCAGCGGUGACCAGGCUGUAGAUCAAAGCCCAAAGCCUUUAAUUAUUGGCCCAGAGGAAGAUUAUGACCCGGGUUAUUUCAACAACGAGAGCGACAUCAUAUUCCAGGACUUUGAGAAACUUAAGUCACGGCCGGCUCACCUGGGGGUUUUUCUACGGUACAUCUUCUCUCAGGCGGACCCCAGUCCACUGCUUUUUUACUUGUGUGCAGAAGUUUAUCAGCAAACAAACCCCAAGGAUUCCCGAAGCUUGGGAAAAGACAUCUGGAAUAUUUUCCUAGAGAAAAAUGCGCCUCUGAGAGUGAAGGUCCCAGAGAUGUUACAGGCUGAAAUUGACCUGCGCCUGCGGAAUGGUGAGGACAUGCGCGCUGUUCUCUGUGAGGCUCAGGAGGCAGCCAUGCCAGAGAUCCAGGAGCAGAUCCAUGACUACAGAACAAAGCGCACUCUGGGGCUGGGAAGCCUGUAUGGUGAAAACGACCUGCUGGACCUGGAUGGAGACCCUCUCCGCGAGCGCCAGGUGGCAGAGAAGCAGCUGGCUGCCCUAGGAGACAUUUUGUCCAAAUACGAGGAAGACAGGAGUGCCCCCAUGGACUUCGCCCUCAAUACCUACAUGAGCCAUGCGGGCAUCCGUCCUCGAGAAGCACGACCUUCCAACACGGCUGAAAAGGCCCAGUCCGCUCCUGACAAGGACAAGUGGCUACCCUUCUUCCCGAAGACCAAGAAGCAGAGCAGCAAUUCCAAGAAAGAAAAGGAUGCCUUGGAGGACAAGAAGCGAAACCCCAUCCUCAAGUACAUCGGGAAGCCCAAAAGCUCUUCCCAGAGCACAUUUCAUAUUCCCUUGUCCCCUGUGGAAGUCAAACCAGGCAACGUGAGGAACAUCAUUCAGCACUUUGAGAACAACCAGCAGUACGAUGCCCCGGAGCCUGGGAUGCAGCGACUCUCGACAGGAAGCUUUCCCGAGGACCUGCUGGAGAGCGACAGUUCUCGCUCAGAGAUUCGCCUGGGCCGCUCUGAGAGCCUGAAGGGCCGGGAGGAGAUGAAGCGGUCCCGGAAGGCAGAGAACGUGCCCCGUUCUCGCAGCGACGUGGACAUGGACGCGGCCGCAGAGGCCGCCCGCCUCCACCAGUCAGCCUCGUCCUCUGCCUCCAGCCUCUCCACCAGGUCUCUUGAGAACCCAACCCCUCCCUUCACCCCCAAAAUGGGCCGCAGGAGCAUUGAGUCCCCCAGCUUGGGGUUUUGCACAGAUGCCCUCCUCCCCAACCUCCUAGAAGAUGAUCUGGGCCAACUGUCUGACCUGGAGCCAGAGCCCGACGCCCAAAACUGGCAGCAUACAGUGGGCAAGGAUGUGGUGGCUGGGCUAAGCCAGAGGGAGAUUGACCGGCAGGAGGUCAUCAACGAGCUGUUUGUGACAGAGGCUUCCCAUCUGCGCACACUCCGGGUGCUGGACCUGAUCUUCUACCAGCGGAUGAAGAAGGAGGGCCUGCUGCCCCGGGAGGAGCUGGCACGGCUCUUCCCCAACCUGCCCGAGCUCAUCGAGAUCCACAAUUCCUGGUGUGAAGCCAUGAGGAAACUCCGGGAGGAGGGCCCCAUCAUCAAAGAAGUCAGUGACCUCAUGCUGGCUCGGUUCGAUGGCCCCGCCCGGGAGGAGCUCCAGCAGGUGGCCGCGCAGUUCUGCUCCUAUCAGUCCAUCGCCCUGGAACUGAUCAAGACCAGGCAGCGCAAGGAGAGCCGGUUCCAGCUAUUCAUGCAGGAGGCUGAGAGCCACCCUCAGUGCCGGCGGCUGCAGCUUAGAGACCUCAUCAUCUCUGAGAUGCAGCGGCUCACCAAGUACCCACUGCUGCUGGAGAACAUCAUCAAGCACACGGAGGGUGGCACCUCUGAGCACGAGAAACUCUGCCGGGCCCGGGAUCAGUGCCGGGAAAUUCUCAAGUACGUGAAUGAAGCAGUGAAGCAGACAGAGAACCGGCACCGUCUAGAGGGCUACCAGAAACGUCUGGAUACCACCUCCCUGGAGAGGGCCAGCAACCCCCUGGCAGCGGAGUUCAAGAGUCUGGAUCUUACAACCAGAAAGAUGAUCCAUGAGGGGCCCCUGACCUGGAGAAUCAGCAAAGAUAAGACCUUGGACCUCCACGUGCUGCUGCUGGAGGACCUCCUCGUGCUGCUGCAGAAACAGGAUGAGAAGCUGCUGCUGAAGUGUCACAGCAAGACAGCCGUGGGCUCCUCGGACAGCAAGCAGACCUUCAGCCCGGUGCUCAAGCUCAAUGCUGUGCUCAUCCGCUCCGUGGCCACAGAUAAACGGGCCUUCUUCAUUAUCUGUACCUCCGAGCUGGGCCCACCCCAGAUCUACGAGCUGGUGGCAUUGACAUCAUCAGACAAGAACACAUGGAUGGAGCUCUUAGAAGAGGCGGUGCGGAACGCCACCAGGCACCCUGGAGCCGCCCCAAAGCCCGUCCACCCGCCGCCCUCAGGCCCCCAGGAGCCAGCCCACCAGAGCCCCACACCCAGCAGGGAAGGACUGGAUGACUCCGAGGUGUUCCGUAGUGAGCCAGAGCCUGAGACAGUACCUGGAGGCACUGGGCCCCAGCAGAGGGUCAAAGGGAAGCACCCGGUCCUGCUAGAGGGCCCCAAGCAGGAGGGCAGCAUAGAAGAAGAGGAGCUGGGUACGCUGCCUCACCCUUCUGCCUCCCUGGAUGGAGAGAACAGGGGCAGCAGGACAAGGGACCCCAUCCUCCUGCCCCUCCCAGGCCCUCUGUUCAUGGAAGGACUCGCCGAUGCAGCCCUGGAGGACGUGGAGAACCUGCGGCACCUGAUCCUGUGGAGCCUGCUGCCAGGUCGCCCCAUGGACCCACAGACUUCUGGGGAGCCCGAGGACAACCUGACACCUACACCUUCCGUCAUCAGCAUCACUUCUCACCCCUGGGACCCAGGCUCCCCAGGGCGAGCUCCCACUGGGGGUGAAGGGGACAGUGCCCCGCUCUCAGGGCCAGAGCGGGGCCAGCAGGAGGACACGGCUCUCUGUUCUCUGGAACACCUGCCCCCAAGGACCAGGAAUUCUGGGAUCUGGGAAUCUCCUGAGCUGGACAGGAAUCCAGAGGAAGAAGCUUCGAGCACAGAGGCAACAGGAAGUUACAAAGUUGUGAGAAAAGUCUCUACUGUCCCUGGUGGUGGUGUCGGUGCAGCUGAGGUGGCAGGCAGCAAAGUUGUCCCUGCACUACCAGAGAGUGGCCAGUCAGAGCCUGAGCCACCCGAAGUGGAAGGCGGAGCAAAGGCUACGGGAAACUGCUUUUACGUGAGCAUGCCGGCAGGACCCCUGGACUCAAGCACUGACCCCUCAGGGGCACGCGUGGGGCCCUCCCAGCCCGAUGGCCUCCCUGCCUGGCAGCCGGCGCCUCGGCCCGCGCUGCGGGAAGGCAAUGAAGAUCAAAGGCGCCUGGGCCGCUCUCCCCCUAGCCUGGCCCUCAGGGACAUGGGCAUGAUCUUCCGUACCAUCGAGCAGCUCACCGUCAAGCUCAACAGGCUCAAGGACAUGGAGCUGGCCCACAAAGAGCUGCUCAGGUCCCUCGGGGGAGAGUCGUCUGGUGGUACCACGCCUGUGGGCGGUUUCCACACAGAGGCAGCUAGAUGGAUAGACAGCUCCCUGUCCCCUCCAGCCAAGGAGCACCUGGCCUCUGACUCCAGGGACAGCUGCGAACUGGGGCCCUGCCCUGAGGACGGCCACAACGCCCCGCUGGAAGACGGCCUGGCGGACUCGGCCACUUCCCCAGGACUGUAGCUGUCCAAACCACCGAAUCCUCCGCGUCCCGACUCCUCCUCUAGGGACUGGCCUGAGGCAGGGCUCCGGGGGGGGGGGGGGUAGCCCAAAGCCCAAACCUCCUCCCCGCGGUGGAGGCAGGCGGCUGAAGAGACAGCUCCAGCCAAGACCGGGGGGAGAUGCGCAUGUUGCUUGGUCUGCUCAGAUUGGAGUCAAGUUUCCGUGUCUUUUCCCCUCCCUUCAGCCCAACCCUUCGAGGCCUUGUGUCUCCUAAGCAUGCUGACUGCAUCUGAAAGGCCCCCCUCGUCCCACGGAUGUGCACGCCUGUGUGUGUGGGUGAAAGGAGGCGGCUCCAGUGUAAAUGCACUUUCUUCCUCCCCUCCCUUCUCCACAGAGCCCAAGGCUGGGGCGGGUGUCUCCACCUCUCCUCUUUGUCACUUUGGUUUCCUAUAAAUAUGUAUGUAUUGUAUGUGCAUCUUUGCUAUUGUAAAUAACUUUGACCUUUUUUGUUUCUGAUCCUGGCGUGCCGAAGGCAGUUACAGAGGGACUGCUAAGGGAAGAGGAGGUUCACUUGUAUCUCUUUGUCAGCAGCCCAGCUCCAGGAUCAGGGCCCAAAGGUGGAGCCAGCCCUGAGCGCUCCGCCCCCCCACCUCCCGUGGGCAAGGCGGCAUCCAGCUUCCGGCCCCGCCUGGCCAGAGAGCCUAGCCUCUGCAGCUCGGUGCUGAGCUACUCCCUCCCUCCUAGGACUUCUCAUCUUCAGGGGAACUUCUUACCCCACCUGUGUCCACCCUGCCCCACCCUCUCCCUAUAGAAAACCAGUGUAUCAGGUACAGAGCUGAAAACUGGGCCCCAGGGAGGUGGGGGUAGGGGUUUGAAUGCUGGAGUCCCUAAACUAACCUAGGACCAUCCCCAGGGGCCACCACAGCCUUGGCCCCUAUUACCACAUCCACUCCACUCCCCACAGACUAAUAGAAUAUACACACUGUGCUAGGUGUAUAUAUACAUAUAUAUAUAUAAAUAUAUAUAAUAUAUAUAAAAUACAGAUAUGGAAAUGACUGUUUUGCUGUUAAAAUAAUGUAUACUCUUUUAUUUUCUUCCUUUCAUGGUUAAGAUUUUUUUUUAAGAAAAGUUAAAUAUUCUUCAACUGUG
This is a messenger RNA of Globicephala melas (long-finned pilot whale), 6120 nucleotides long. RefSeq names its product Rho guanine nucleotide exchange factor 11 (gene ARHGEF11). The record is from RefSeq and is a predicted model, not a curated record. Lineage: Eukaryota; Metazoa; Chordata; Mammalia; Artiodactyla; Delphinidae. Gene Ontology annotation, molecular function: guanyl-nucleotide exchange factor activity; G protein-coupled receptor binding. Gene Ontology annotation, cellular component: cytoplasm. Gene Ontology annotation, biological process: Rho protein signal transduction; G protein-coupled receptor signaling pathway.